GCUGUUCCAGGACGGAGGGAGGUCACCGCUCCAAUGACCGAGGCAGUGGCUCCCUCUGCUGGAGGACUCGUGGACCUCCUUCCUCGGGCAGGUGCGUAAAAGCAGAAAAGCGACGCAGCGUCCGAGAGCAGGCGUCUUUAAAACUAAGUGUUUCAGGAGUCGUGGAUUAAAUCGCCCGGAUCUAUGGAUGAUGUCACAAAUUCAAAGCGUGGAUCGUUGCAUGGCACUUUACCUGAGCCAACGCAUCCUCACAGAUACACGCGUACAGGCAAUCGCUGGUUUGUAGUUUUAACAAAACAACGCCGUCAAAAGGUGGAUGAGUCAGAAGUUGUCGCCAAAAAUAAGAGCUUUGGGAUAAACACACAGAGGUGGAUGUGGCCCUUCCGCUGCAGCAAACCCGCACAUGUGCUUUGGGGGCGAGCUUCUUUUUUUACGCAAUGGAUGCGAGCAGGAGUGGCGCUGGUGGGGGGCUUUAAAUAGCACCCGACUCCGAACUUCAGGACAACGCAGCAUCUGAAAACUUCCAGAACGGCGCACAUUUGCUCCAGGAUGGACGUCAACAGAAGAUUGGGGCUGAGGGACACCGUGCUGGCGCUCUUCCUCGCUGUCCUGCCGGGGCUUCCCACCGGGGAAACGGCCCCGGACCCGUCUCCACUGGUUGGGUCCAACUGGGGGAACCCGAGAAGAUACGUUCACCUGCAGACAUCCACGGACCUCCACAACUUCUACUUGGAGAUCAGAUUAGAUGGCACUGUGCGUAAAACCACGGCCAGGAGCUCAUACAGUGUGAUUUUGCUGAGAGCUGAAACAAGGGAACGCAUUGCCAUUCUGGGGGUGAAGAGCAGCCGCUACCUGUGCAUGGAUCUGGAGGGAAAUCCAUUCAGUUCGCCCAUCUGCCUCAGAGACGACUGUCUGUUCAACCACAAGCUUCUGGAGAACAAUCGGGACGUGUUCUACUCUACCCGGACCGGUAUCCUGUUCAACCUGGAGGGCUCCAGGCAGGUGUUCACAGCGGGCCAGAACCUGCCGCAGACCUCCCUCUUCCUGCCCGAGAAGAACACGGUGCCGCUGGAGCGUCUCCUGCUGCACAGGGAGAAGCGGAACCAGCUGAUCGACCCAUCCGACCCGCACAGCGUCUACCAGCGGCCAGCAGAGGAGGCCUCAGACUCCCAGGCCGUGCAGGAGGACGACGCCGACGUGGAGGUAGAGCUGGAGGCUGUGGACGACGGGCAAAACGCGUCCCGGGAGACGCCGCUGGCUCCGUCUCUCCACGACCCCUGGAACGCGCACUCUGCGCCCAACCCGGCCAGUCCCCGGGGCGCCGGGACCAUGGGUUAACAUUGGUCCGACACUAACCUUGUACUUUAAACCUCCAACUUCACACUUGUAUUUAAAAAAAAAACGAGCAAUGAGGUUGUUUUUUCUCUUUCACACUGACUAUUUUCAGUCAUUCCUUGAUAAAAGCGGUGCGUUUAUACAUUGAAUGGACUCAAUAUUGGACAAAUUAUAACAUCUCCUGCUUCCAGCUCACUGCAGAUUCUAACGGCAAAUCUAUAUUUUCAUAUGCAUAAGCAGGUCAUAUACACACUAAUCUGGACACUAGGACUUGGUGUAUAAUUCAAAGAUCACUAAUACCACGUGUUGUGGUAAUGAUUCCAUGACUAUUACUGGCAAGAAGCCAGUUCAUGACUUGAAGAAAUAGAACAGUCGCCAAGCAGGGAUCUCCUUAGAAAAUUGUAACACUUGCUAAGUGAUUUUCCAGGUGCUGGCCACCACCAGCAAACAUGAAACCCAGUCCCAAAGAGUAUUUAUUUAUUUAAGUCCAUGCAUUUAUUGUUAUUUAUGGUAUUUAUAACGAUGCUUUAUUAUUAAGUGUACAAAACACGGUUUGUCUUUGAAUGUAUGACUUUAAGUGAAUGGAGUGUUGCUUGAAUUUUGGACAAUAAACUGAACU
Molecule: messenger RNA, 1954 nt
Organism: Betta splendens (Siamese fighting fish)
Lineage: Eukaryota; Metazoa; Chordata; Actinopteri; Anabantiformes; Osphronemidae
Gene: fgf23
Product: fibroblast growth factor 23
Exons: 3
Coding region: 550-1338 (262 amino acids)
Biological process (GO): animal organ morphogenesis; cell differentiation; fibroblast growth factor receptor signaling pathway
Cellular component (GO): cytoplasm
Molecular function (GO): type 1 fibroblast growth factor receptor binding; growth factor activity
Source: RefSeq, a predicted model, not a curated record